CCGGACUCGAGCCUGCGAAGGAGGAGAAAGUCUUGGAGCAGCCGGUGAAGAAGCUGGAGAAAUGCCCCGAGACGUCCCCCCUGCUGGGUUGAUGAUGCUGUGACAGCAUGAGUCGUGGCAGAGAAAAGCAGCACACUGGACAUCGUGUCUUCCUUUCCUGUCAAAAAUUACAGUUAGGGUAUCUUUAUCUACUAAACUUAGCUCAUACUGGUUGUUAUUAUUUAUGUGUGGCUCAUCCCUCUGCUGUGGAGAAGAGGCGCGAGAACAGUUACUCAAAGAGACGCCUUCACGUGCUCAUCUUGUCCAACAAACAGUCCAGACCUCUGCGAUAUUAAAUAAAUGAAAACGGCAGUUGAAGAGUUUCACUCAGGAAUGUGGCCGCCUUAAAGCCACAUUCCUGUACUCUUUAUUGCCUGUUGCACAGUCGAGUUACAGAUCACUUCCUGUUCCCACUUUAUGGGAUUAGAGAGCACCUACUUUCAGUGAUGCUGGCAGAAAUGAAACUUACAGGUUUUAAAAGUAUGAUCUAAAUAUGAAGCUCAAGCUUCAGGAUCUGCUCCAGUAUCAGGAUAAGUGAACAGACAAGGCUUUGCAAUUUAGCUGAGAUCUUUAGACUUGAUCAGGUGUGUCGAGUUUGGAAAACGUAAAGGAGUGCAUAGACUCCUUACCUGUAUUUUCAUAGGUUUUACAGCUUUUUAUAUUGAUAAAAGACCCCUCCCUGCAAUGGUAAUAGAUACACAAAGAAAAAAAAAGGGUCAGCUUCUGGUAUAGAAAUUACUUUUUCUUUUUUUUCCCGUUUUACAGCGAGUUCAAGGAAGGCUUAGGAGUUUCUGAGGAGGUAGAGCAGAGGAAACCAGAUGGUGUCUGUUCACAUCUGAGCUGAGGUCUCGACUCCUGAGGCUUCCUUAUACACACACACACACACGCGCAAACACACACACCUCAUGUCAAAGUUGGGAUUUAUAAGAUAAAAAACGCUUACAGAUCCCCUUUAUCGGAAACAUUCAGACCAGCUGGCUCUCGAGUGCGUCUCUCCUCCCACCGACACGCUCCAUCUCCUCCGUGUUGGACUGCAGCUUGGAGUCCUCGUCUUGUUCUGCAACCUCUGUGGUUUUGGCACAGCACCACCCAUGAACCAGUUCUCCAUCCUGCUGCAGGUUUUAGUUAGAGAGUAGUAAUAAGAUGGCAUUAGUUCAAAAUGGCGGCCAACCAAACCGGUUUGACAACUGGUUUGACAUCCGGUUUGACAACCGGUUUUGUGCGUGUGCGCAUGCGCGUUCAGGUGUGCUGGGGGUAUGCGAGUUCAUGUGUGGAAACACACAGGGUGUCAGAGAGGUUAUAUGAGUUCAUGUGUUUUUAACUUAUUUUAAACAAACCAUAGGGUUUUUAAUUAAACUAUUUUUAUCGCUUUGGCGUGUCUCAAUAUUCAGUUAUGCAGACAUAUGUGUUCUUAAAAGCAAUUCUUUGUUUUUGCGUGUAGGGGCGGAAGCUGUUUUGCUUCACAGUGCUCCUUAACAAAGCCCGAAUGCUUUUUAUUUACAUCUAGUCAAAAGUGUUGGUAAUAGUGUUUUAAUCACACUAAUUUUGUGAUUCCAACAAUGUCUCAGCAGGCGGUGAUCCAAGCAUUUUAUUUUAAAAACGGCUCAAAUGGGAAUUUCUGCUGAGUGGGUAAUGUCACCAUGUUCACAAGCGUUUCAUUUAAUCAAACCACUAGUUUUUAAUCUAACUAGUUUUACGCAUCUACUGGGGUUUCUUUCACUGGGUGAUGCGAUCAUUUUAUUUAAAAAUCGGGAUUUCGGAAUGUUGAUCCAAGAGGGAGACAGAGGCUGCUAGUUUUUAACACAGUAAAUGGUCACAAAUAACAUUCAGACCCUUUAGAAAAUAAAAGCUAUUGGGCUACUUCUAAAACACGUUGCCUUUUCUCUCCAAAACAGCCAGUAUCGCUCUUUUCAAACUAACUGUGUUUUAAUCACACUCAUUUUGUGAUUCUGAUGUCACAGCAUGCAGCGAUGCAACCAUUUUAUUUAUUUAAAAACAGAUCAUUUUCUUCCGUAAGGAGUUUCAUGGUUUCACAGUAGUUUUUAACACAACAGAUGGUCGCAUCGGUUCCUUUCUUUUUGGAAACACCCAUCCUAUAUAAGACACACUCAGAGCCUGAAACCCUUAGCCAUUUACCCGUCAAGAUUCGCUGCGGAGCACACCAUUUUCUUUGAGAUCAUCAAAACUAACAUCGUUCUUUAUAACAUGGACAUCGUAAACGGAGUUCGGGAGAACGGCGCAGGACCCGUUUCUUUAGAAACGGGCGCUUUUACAGCUGGAACGAGUUCUCUAACAAGCACAAGGGUUAACAAACUGAGUAGGAAAACAUUCAGACACAGAGACCACAGAGCCCAACCUUACAACAGAGCCACGCCAGAGAACCGUGUGUGUGGAGAAGCAGGACCGUCCGGAAUAACGCACACUACAAGACUGCAGAACAGUACCCCUCCUCAUAAUGAUCAGGACACCGUACGAUCCCUGACGAUUUUGGAACGUUUAAGCAGUAUCGACCUCCCAGAACAACAAAAACCUGGAGCUUUGUACAACAGCGGAGAGUCAGAACCGAUCUUCAUCAGCGGACCUGCAACAUCCCCGAUGGGUCCCCUGCGGGUGGAGUUUAACUUUAGUGUGGACCUGGAGCUGGUAAAAAAGGAGAACCCCAACGUGCAGCCGGGCGGCCGCUUCAAACCCAAAGACUGCGAGGCGCUGCAGAAAGUGGCCAUCAUCAUCGCGUUCCGCUACCGAGAAGAGCACCUUAAGUACUGGCUGCACUACCUGCACCCGAUCCUGCAGAGGCAGCAGCUCGACUACGGGGUCUACGUCAUCAAACAGGAUGGCAAUGACACCUUCAACAAAUGCAGGCUGCUGAAUACUGGCUACGCAGAGGCCUUGAAGGAGUAUGAUUACAACUGCUUCGUCUUCAAUGAUGUCGACGUCAUCCCCAUGGACGACCGCAACACCUACAAGUGCUUCAGCCAGCCUCGGCACCUGGCUGUGUCCUUGGACAAGUUCAACUUCAGGUUACCGUACGUUCAGUGUUUUGGAGGCGCCACCUCGUUGAGUAAAGAGCAAUACUUGAAGAUCAACGGCUUUCCCAACAACUAUUGGGGCUGGGGAGGAGAGGACGACGACAUCUACAACAGGGUGGUGACUAGUGGAAUGUCCAUCUCCAGACCCAACAGUGAAAUCGGGAAGUGCCGCAUGAUCCGACACAACAGAGACAAGUUGAAUGAUCCAAACCCACAGAGGUUUAACCUGCUUUCUCACACUCAAGAGACCAUGUACAAAGACGGCAUAAACUCUCUGAAGACCCAGGUGUUGAGCAUCCAGAAGCUUGACCUUUUCACUAUGAUCACUGUGGAUGUGGGAAAGCAAUGAAGGAUCUGUGGCACCGGGACCGGGCUGAAAUUCACACCGUGCCUCUGACACUUGAAGCUUUAAGUUCUGGUUCUGCUCCAGAACUACUGGACUGUUUCCGUGAUUCUUUUUUUUUUUCUAAAGUUUUUUUUGGUUUUUGGGUUUUUGCACAAACAGACUCAUGGUUUGUGAAGUUUUUUUCGGGGCCUUAAGGACUCAUUUCUGAUUGGUCAGCUGGAACUAAUCAGCUCCCACCAUCUGUGCGUCAGAUGCUGCUGCUGGGAUAUUUCCUAAACAAGACUUUUGUUUUGAAAAUCAGACAAUCAGAGCGGCCCUCAGGGUCAUGUGGUCUGGGCUUUACUGCUGGAGGAUUAGGGGUUAUUGAGUGUGUGUUUGACCUUUUUUAAAAAUCAGGUUUUCAAUCAGUGAUCAAUGUUUCUUUUCUUUUUACAGCCAAAGUUUAAUCCAAAAUGAAACAAGAGUCUGUUCAUCAAUAGAUUCUAUUACUAAUUAAUCAGCACUGAUUGAUUAUCUGCUUGUUUUGAUUCCAACAAAACAGAAAAAAGGAAAAGAAAAAUGAUGGAUUAUCGGUGAUGGUUGGUUUCUCUGUUGACUGAUUAGCUGUACUUCAUUUUGAUUGAUUGAUUGUAUCUCUAAGUGUCCUUAUUGGUACCAAAGACUUUACUGAUCCUGUGGAUGAGGUCAACUGACUGCUGGACGAGUUCGUCUGAUUAUUCAUGACACAUAUUGAUCCAGUGUGUGUCAUCUGUCCUGCAUGUUUGUUUGUGUCUGCAGACCAGUCUCCUCCUCACUCUGUGAACAAAUCAUCUGUAAAUGUGCCUUAAUGGUGGGACUGGUGGAGAAGCCAGUGUGUGAAUGUGUGUUUGUUUUUUUUGUUUUUUUCCCCAUUUAAUAUGCUAUGUUCUUCUUUGUGUCUUGUUUCACUUGGUGUUUGUGGUGUUGUCUCUGUGGGUCAUGCUGUGCUGUACAUAAUCAUUUCCAGGGUGGAGGUCAGCCCGACCCACAGAGACGAAACGUGAAUGGGAACACAGCAGGCUUGAAGAGAAAAAAAAAAGUGUAAUGAUCCUUUUGAAAGCACUAAAUUCAGAUUCCUAAAACCAGUUAAAUUAAUAAAUACCUGAAAUCAGAUUUCUGUCCUGCUGCAGUGAUGUUGGCUAUAAUAUGUUUCUGUAUGUGGACAUUAAAGAUGAUGUGUUGGGCUUUU
Molecule: messenger RNA, 4621 nt
Organism: Oreochromis niloticus (Nile tilapia)
Lineage: Eukaryota; Metazoa; Chordata; Actinopteri; Cichliformes; Cichlidae
Product: beta-1,4-galactosyltransferase 1
Exons: 11
Coding region: 2245-3417 (390 amino acids)
Biological process (GO): protein N-linked glycosylation; carbohydrate metabolic process
Cellular component (GO): Golgi apparatus
Molecular function (GO): cytoskeletal protein binding; beta-N-acetylglucosaminylglycopeptide beta-1,4-galactosyltransferase activity
Source: RefSeq, a predicted model, not a curated record